AGGUUUUUUGAACGUUUGACAAGAAGCCCAGACGUGAAGUAUGCAGAUGCAGUAACCAUUUUAUGGGCAGUAGAAUCAGUUUAUCACAAUGGUUUUGUGCACUGUUUGGAAGAAGGAAAUAACACUCCAGAAGAAAUGAAAGAAGGUUGUAAAAUAUGGGGCAAUGAGAAUAUCAAACAAUAUUGUCAAUCACUUGAAAACAUAGCUAAUAAAAAGCUAGAAGAAGCAUCCAACGAACAAGUAUCUAAGAAUGAAGUGUUAAUUCUCGAUUUUCUGGAGAAUAUUGUUCGUUAUUGGAAUACCAACCUUGGUGAAACUUGAUCAGAUCAACGUUUGAUAUGGUUUCUUGUUACUUAUAUAAUAUGUUAUCCACUUAGCAUCUUGUAUACAUGUGAAAAAUGUACUUUAAAAAAUGGAUGUUAUUAUUGUACAUGUAUUAGCUAGCAUGAGUACGUACAUAGUAGUGUAUAGUGUUGGUUUUGAUCAAUGAUAGUAUAUGAUUAUGCUU
Molecule: messenger RNA, 508 nt
Organism: Capsicum annuum
Lineage: Eukaryota; Viridiplantae; Streptophyta; Magnoliopsida; Solanales; Solanaceae
Product: probable bifunctional TENA-E protein
Cellular component (GO): cytosol
Source: RefSeq, a predicted model, not a curated record